Anopheles funestus (African malaria mosquito) is the source of this 1249-nucleotide messenger RNA. Its product is annotated as trypsin-1-like. Bases 323 to 1147 code for a protein of 274 amino acids. NCBI's taxonomy places the organism in Eukaryota, Metazoa, Arthropoda, Insecta, Diptera, Culicidae. Gene Ontology annotation, biological process: proteolysis. Gene Ontology annotation, molecular function: serine-type endopeptidase activity. The record is from RefSeq and is a predicted model, not a curated record. The transcript is spliced from 2 exons.
AAAACUGAAACACGCCUAUUUAAUUAAAUGCCUAUUCGCAUAUAUUUCUCUUGCCGAAGCAGUUGACACGCUACGCCAGCUCGUUGUCGAUUAAUCAUCGCACAAUCUUAUCAACCGCACCACAUCUCUGAUCGACGAUCUUCUUCCGCCAAUUGUCCGGUGCACUGUAGUAACCAGAUAAGAUACACCGGGAAUCGAGAUAUAAAUCCAUGUAAUAACAAUCACCGGUGGUUGCACCGGUGGAUUAAGGUAUAUCAUCGGACAGCAAGCAAUCGGAUCGAAUCAGUUGUUUUGUGACCGUCUUAACAUUGGGUGAUAAAAUAUGGCGUUCCGUGUGCGAAUAUUUACGAUUUUAUUGGUGGCUUUGCUUGGUUGCGCUGCAGCUACCGGCAGUGUUGAUAAGCGAGCGCAACAGCGCAUCAUUGGUGGUGUGCGAGCAUUACCUGGUGAGUUCCCGGCGAUGGUAUCGAUCCAACGGUUAAUUCUCAUCAGUGCCAGCCAUGUGUGCGGUGGAACCGUCCUGAACCAGUUCCAUGUGCUGACCGCGGCCCAAUGUUUCUUCAGCAACCAAAACAGUCGCUACCGAGUGCAAGCCGGCAAGGUGUUGCUGAACAGCUUCGAACCUACCGAACAGACGAUCAACGUGCUGCGGUUCACGAUGCACCCACAGUACGAUGGUACCGCCAGCCCGUUUGACAUUGCGACCGUACGGUUGGCAUCACCAUUCGGUUAUAAUCAGUACAUACAGCCGAUCGUUUUGCCACCGAUCGAUUCCAUCCCGGAUGGUAUCGUAAAGUUUGCUGGCUGGGGAUCUACCUCGAACGGACUGCUACCGAGCAUGUCGGAUCAGCUGCAAAUGUUCCAGGUUGGUGUCGUACCGAACGAUCACUGUCAGAUCAUGAUGGGUGGUAUGAUCGGUACCGGUCCAGUUACGGAGCGUAAUGUUUGUUUGGGGCCGGCGACCGGUGGAAUUGGUGCAUGUACCGGUGAUGCAGGUGGUGCGGCCAUACAGCACAUAAGCGGCUUUGAUACGAUCGUCGGUGUCAUCUCGUGGCAGGGAUCACCGUGUGGGCAACCUGGUAUUCCCACCUUCACGACACGUGUAUCGGCAUUCAUCGAAUGGAUUAAUCUGAACUCACAGAUUUAAAUCAUGUAGCACACACACACGCACGCAGAGUUUGAUUUUGUUUCCAAUUAUCAGAAUAGAUAUUUUUUAUUAGUCGUAUUAAAAUAAAAACACAUUAAAACA